Seriola dumerili (greater amberjack) is the source of this 2143-nucleotide messenger RNA. RefSeq names its product serine protease 23-like (gene prss23). The transcript is spliced from 2 exons. The record is from RefSeq and is a predicted model, not a curated record. Gene Ontology annotation, biological process: proteolysis. Bases 261 to 1415 code for a protein of 384 amino acids. Gene Ontology annotation, molecular function: serine-type endopeptidase activity. Lineage: Eukaryota; Metazoa; Chordata; Actinopteri; Carangiformes; Carangidae.
UGGGCGGGUUUCAUAGGACGCUCCGGACAUUCAGCAUCUGGAGCUUUAUGUGCACACGCUGUUAAAGAGCUAGCAAGCUUUUUACUUCUGCGGGGCAAGGAGACGGAGAGGAGGGACAAAGUACCUGCCUGUCACCGGAGAUCAUAAUGAAGAAAACCAGGGAAGUUAUCCUGAAGGACUUGUCUGAUUGGGAGGAAAACUUGAUUGGAAUGUAAACACGGACCAUCGAUCUCUAAUCAGGAGUGUUUUCCGUCACCAGGAUGACGCCACAUGAGAGCUCCCUCCUGACUCACCUGCUCCUGCUCCUCCAGCUCUUCCUCCCCCUCACCCUGUCCUUUCUGCACCCUCCUCACCCCCCACCGGUCCACGUCCCCACACUAGUACCUCACACACCGAGGCCUCUCACCCGCUCCCACUUCAGCGCUCAGACUCAGCUGGACUUCACCACUCACUGCAACUCCAGUUGCUUUCACAGAGGAGAGCAGGAUGAGCAGCUGACUGAGAAACUGGCUUUCGAGACGCUGUACGCUGACGGCUCUCGCACUCUCACUACUGUAGAUGUGGAGGGUGAGGAUGAGUUUGAGAGUGAUGACCGUCUCUUUGCUCACCCUUCACCCAGGAGAGGGCCCAGAGUGAAGCCCAGACACAAGCGUGUGAGGCGGCAGAUCUAUGGAGCAGACGGCCGUUUUAACAUUCAGGGCGACAACUUCCUGUUGGAUUACCCUUUCUCCACAGCCGUGCGGAUCUCCACCGGCUGCACCGGCGUUCUUGUGUCUCAGCAGCACGUCCUCACAGCUGCCCACUGUGUGCAUGACGGGAAGGAUUAUGUGAAGGGGGCGAGGAAGCUCAGGGUGGGCUUCCUGAUCCCUCCAUCUAUCAAUGGCACAAAAGCCAACCUCAUUUCGGCCAAGAAGCCUCUGGUCCGCUGGGUGAGGGUGAAACGUACACGUGUACCAAAGGGCUGGAUCCAGGGCCCUCAGGAGGUCAGCAUGGACUUUGAUUAUGCCCUGCUGGAGCUGCGGUGGCCUCACCGACGUCCCUUCAUGCGUCUCUCUGUGGCUCCCUCCUCUGAUGACCUGGCAGGGAAUCGCAUCCACUUCUCUGGUUUUGAUAGCGACAGACCUGGGGAGCUGGUGUACAGAUUUUGUCCUGUGGAAGAAGAGUCCAGUGACCUGAUAUACCAGCACUGUGAUGCCCGACCGGGAGCCAGCGGCUCUGGAGUUUAUGGAAGAGUAUGGGACAACAGUUUAGAGCGCUGGGAAAGGAAGGUCAUCGGCAUUUUCUCUGGACACCAGUGGCUGGAGAUAGAUGGAGAGAACCGGGAUUACAAUGUGGCUGUGCGCAUCACUCCUCUGAAGUUUGCUCAAAUCUGUUACUGGGUGCACGGUAACCGGCUGGACUGUGUCCAGGACUGAGAGGGAUAGGAGUAGGACAAAAGGAGGUUUUGAAAGCAGAGCAAGAAAAACACAAGAAAGCACUGCAAAAAUAGAGUGAAACGUCUUUAUUUCACUUAAAGAAAGAAGAGUGAAACUGGAUUAAAUCCAUACAAAAUAUCAUCCUUCUGUGGUAGACCAGGAAAGCAGAUCUACUCAGUUACUUUCUGAUCUAGUUCCCCUUCAUCGAGUUAUUCCUCUUGUGUGUUUAAUUAGCUGUCUGUAAUCUCUGAGCCUAUUAAACAAUCUGCCUGUGAGAUCAUCACCACGGCAUCUUUUAAUAAGUUUUUACUCACAGUCAGUGUUUCCACAGUAUUAACAUAAACCACUUUUUACAAGAGAGAGAAAAAAAAAGGUUUUCCUUGUGUGUGUGGUGUGUGUCAGUAACAGCACAUUAUUUUCCUACUGUGGAUUAUCUACUGAGGACAUUUUUCUUUCUUUUCAUCUUUUCUCUACUUUUUAGGGGAAAUGGUUUGGUAUUUUGAUAGCUCCUCAUGGAUCAUUAAGCUUCAUCUGCCACGAUCCACAUUCUCCUAGAUACACAGCUCUAGAGUGCACAGAAUAAAGAACUGACAAUAGUUAACGGACACCACUGAUGCCUAACAUUUCAGCAGACAGCUUGCUCUUCACAGUGUGGACUGGAGAGACAGAGUGUUAAUUUUAUUUUUUAAAAGAAUGCUUGAUAUAUUUUAAUAAACAGAGAUUUAUAA